This is a messenger RNA of Phodopus roborovskii (desert hamster), 2932 nucleotides long. It is a transcript of the gene Ermard, whose product is annotated as ER membrane associated RNA degradation. The coding region runs from base 194 to 2026 and encodes 610 amino acids. The transcript has 17 exons. Lineage: Eukaryota; Metazoa; Chordata; Mammalia; Rodentia; Cricetidae. The record is from RefSeq and is a predicted model, not a curated record.
GGGAGAUCGCAUUGCUACGUGCCUUUCUCCUUUGGUGCAUGACCUGAUUUGUAACCUUGGGUUUGAACUCAGAGAAAAUUGCGAUAUCCAUAGCAUUGUAAGUCAGAAUGGGGAAGUCUGCUGGGAAGCACUUACAGGCCGUGUAAGCUGUGCAGAGUCAGGGCAGAGUCUGGAUUACAGGGGAAGUGUGCGGAUGCUGGGUCCUGUCUGUGAGGCCAUCCAUACACAUAUCUUAUCUCUGACCAGGGCGCAGUUUGAAAUUAAGUAUUCACCGUGGUUCCAGUGGACUGCCUAUCCUGAGUUGUUUCUUGAGAUAUUUGAUGCCGUGGAAAGCCUGAACUCUCCUGCCAUCUCCCUCAGUGUGAUGAAACUGGCUUCCUGUCUGGAACGAGCCUUAGGGGAUGUAUUUUUACUGCUCGGGAAAGAGUGCCCCUUUCUUCUCAGAGAUCUCCUUGCAUCUGCAGAGCUCGCACAAGUCUUUGGACAUGGUGUGAUGGACGUACUGAAAGUCUUCAUCGGGUCCCCCUGUGGACUCAACCUGAGGAACAUCUUGUGGCAUGGCUUCGCCUCCCCUCAAGACAUCCCUCCAAAAUACUGUUCAACUAUGCUGUUGUUGACUGCGGGACUGGGUCAGUUACUGAAGAGCUACCUUCACCAAACAGAAGUCACAUUGGCACACCGACCUUUUGUAACUCUUACAAACCUAGAGGAUGUGAUUGUUUUUCCUGGCGUUACUUACGAGGUGCUCUCAGCGUUAGAGAAGGCGAUGAUGAAAUCCACCUUCGUACUAAAAAUCAUGUUACCAUACUGGGAAAUGGCAGUGACCAAGUUCAAGUUGCACAGGUUUGCUGACUGCACCAUGCUGCUGCUGCCGCAGCUAGAAGCUGGGCUCAGGAGAGUUUUUGCUGCAGUUAACAAAUGUCCUGAUAGACUCCUCACAGCAGAGUCAACAAUUUUAUAUACCACAUUUGAUGAAAUACUGGCAAACCACUUGAAUGAUGGCAGCAUCAACCAGCUUCCUCCUUUCCUCGGAGAGCCUGCCAUGGAAUUCUUGUGGGAUUUCCUGAACUAUCAGGAGGGUCCCCGCAUCCGAGAUCGUCUGAGCCACGGGGAGAUCAACUUACGUGAAUUUCCGAGAGAAGCGGCAAGCCAGCUGCUCACAUUCUCCCUGGUGCUUCUGCUCAGAUUCACUGAGGAAGGCUCCCUGUCAGAGCUGAAGGCGGAAGCAGUAAUUCAGUUGCUGGUUAGUCUAGCGCAAGGCUACAGAUCCCGUUGCCACCCAGCCUUCCAGCUUCAAAAACAGGUGCUGAGCUGUGAGGAAAGCCUCAGGAUGUGGGAUGUGGUGCCUUUGCCGGAAGAGCAGCGUCAGGAAGCAGCCAGAUUGGAAGGUAAUUCUGAAGCAUAUGCCUGCAACUCUUUAAUUAGCAAGAUUUUGUGUGAGUUCUGCCGUCAUAUGCCUGGGAACACCUGUGCUGUAGAUGGCUUGGAUGGCCUUCCCCGGGAGAGGUGGCCCCAGCUGCUCAGGGAGCUCUGCAGCACACGCAUCCCCACCCUGUUCUGCCCCAGACUCGUUCUAGAAGUUGUGGUUGUGCUCCGAGGCAUCAGCUCCCAGUGCCAGCGUGUAUCCGACCAGGUCAUUGCCUCUUUGCAGCUGAGACACAGGCAGUGGGUGGAGCGUAGGCUGCGGUCCAGGCAGCGGCAGAACUAUCUGCGCAUGCUCAACAGCGUUAGCCUCUUGUCCGCUGUGCUCCAUGUGACUUCGCUGCUCCUUGCACUGGAAGUGGCCAGUGUGCACGCUGUCCAGGGUAAAAGUUCCCAGGAGCGCCAUCAGUACCUGAGGUUCUUAAAAUCCAUCCUGCAGUACACUGAGAAUCUAGCGGCCUACACCAGCCCGGAGAAGAACAAGUGGAAAGAAGCCAUCAGUCUUACUCAUGCAGUUCUUUUGAGAAUUUGCACGUUCAGUGAGAAGAAACAAAUGCUAAUGCACUUAGCCAAAAACUCCACAAAUCAAGUUGACACACGUUGACAAAGAAAACGAAAGUCAGGCUCCUUUUGGCUAUGAGAGAAGACUCAGACAGAUGCACUGGCCAGUGAGUUAGGUAGCAUCUGAAUGUGGGAUGGAUUUCUGGAUCAUUCUGACCUUGUAGCAGGGAUGCUGGUGGCUCUAGGGGAGAACGGAGUCAUCCCAUGGGAGGAACAGCUCCACCCCUCUCUCAUUUGGUGUCACUGUGGCCCCUGGGCCGGUCUUGAUGCCUGCAGAAGAUCGGGGUUUUCAUGCCCUCGUGGUGCCCAGCGGGAGGUGUGGUCACUGCUUUGCCCAGAAACACGUGGCUUCGCAUAUCCUGUCGACCCCCUGUUCGUUCUUAGGAGCUGUCCUUGUAGCUAUGGUCUAGGCAUACAAACCGUGGGGGUGUGACAGAUAGGCUCAGUUUGAUGUGUGGGAUAGUUACAGUUCUCCCCAGGGGCAGGAUAGUGUUCCUCCGUGUGCAUUCUGUGGGUAAGUUAAUGAGCAGGAGCAGCCUGUGAAGGUGGAGCUCACAAAGCUGGGUGACAGACCGCAGGUCCCCAGGGAGCACUUGGCAGAGAACACAUUUGUAGAUGUGAAGGCUGAGUGUAGGAGUCUCUGAAGAGUUGGAGGAGAAGAGACCAUCGAAUCCCAAGAAUUGCCUGAAAGGCCGCUCUCUUGUUUGGGGAUCUGGGAAGAGAGAGUUCCUCCUCAGUUGGUAGUGGCAGGAUUGGGGAGGCUGCAUUACCUGCAUAUGUGAUACCGCACUUAGCCAUACCAACCUCAGUGGGCCAUGCCUUCUCUCACCCACCUUCCAGACUGUGGCUGGAUGUGUCCUGCAGCCAGACAAAGAGACUCUGGGGGUACUUUAUGGCAUAUUCUGCCUGUUCCUUUGUAAUUUUAAAGCCCACCACACACACACACACA